GCCCUAACAUGAAAGUCUGCUGCACGAGACAGGCCAGUUUGCUGUUGCAAGCUUCAGAGGUGCGGUUGUUGGUUGUGUAAGCCGGUUCGCGGUGUUUUCGCUGUUUUUAAUUUUCACGUUUUACAAUUCACCGCAUAAAGUUGAAGACACUUGUCGCAGACAUGCCGAGGAAAAACGAUAUCCGUGCGUGAUGCGAGUGGUAAAUUUUGUGCACCCAUUUGUGUUGUAAUUACGACCGACUGAAUUUGAAGAAAACUGUUACGAGAAAGUGUCAAUUCCUCUGAAGAAACAACCACGAUCACGUCCGAUGCCCGCAAUACAUCGAAGAACGCGAAGAUGUAGCUUGAUCAGCCGCCACCAGCCGCGUGAUCAUCAAGAAUCGAAUUCCGCCGCAGUAACAGUGGACAUACUUGGUCUAUAAUUAAACUAUAUAAUGUGCUGACGGUGUACCCUAACGUGAACUCGCGCUCGCGUACCAGUUGAGCUCUACGACAAACAAGAACCUUCCUCCUCCGUUGUUCAAUGCUCGCUAAAAGAACUACUUAACGUUUAAACCGUCGAGAACGAGAGAUCAGGCAAAAAGACAGAAGGAAAGAAAACGAAUCGAACGAUGGGGGGACAGGCAGAGGGAGCGAGGAUCGCGUGGACAGUGGCUCGACUUCCGUCGUGGCCGUGGAGAACGAGAAUCUUGGGCCAGUUGGCCUGAGAUAUGCCAGAAGUGGCAUCGUCAACGGUAUCAUCGACAUCGUCAUCGAGGCUCAAAGCGGAGACGGCGACGUCGAGGUCUGGCGGUAUCGCUGGCCGACAGCUGGCGAUAGAAAUCGAGACGAUCGAGCGCCGGGUCUGCGCCACCCGUCGCGACCUCUUCGUCCCCGUGACCAUCGAUCCGCGGCCCAGUCGGGCCGUCCACUGUCCCGAUCUAAACGCCUGUUUGGUGAACGAGUCUCGAACCGGCCACGAACAGGUAGACUGUCAGGCGAUUCACUUUGGCUACGCGAUCCCAGUGAACGUAGUCCCCCUCGAGACCGAUCCACGACUCGCCGAGCUCGUCUUGGACCACUCGACCGAGUUAAGCAGACGCGCCGCGAGCUUCUUGCUCGAGCACCAUCCCCAGCUGCGUCAGCAGCGACAGACACAGCACGAACGCUGUUCAAGCAUGGCAGCCACCGCGAAGCACGAUCUGCGUCAGAAGUUUCCGACAGAAACGUCGACGUCCGGUGACGAGGAUAUUGCGGCGAUCGCCAAGCAGAUCAGCGAUCACGCGGAGGCGAUCUAUCAGACAUGGAAGAGUCGAGGACUAGCUCCUACAGAGAUACUGAAUUGCCACAGUAAUGCUACGGCCGCGGACAAAUUUGGAACUGCACUUACGCCGACUUCCGCGUCCAAUAGCCCAAGUAGUACGGGGAAAGUUACUCCUACGAGCUCUAGCCCUGCCACCGCGGUGGAUAUAUUGAGUCAAACGCCGAAUCUCGAUAACGGGAACUUGGAGAAGCUGGUGAACAAUUUCGUAGUGGAGGACAAGGCUAGGUUAGCUGCGUCGAGGCAGAGAUCGCCGUCGAAGACUCUGCCCUCGUCGAUACAAUUCGCGUUGGAGAAGUUCGAGAAGAACUCGAUGCAGCAGCAACAACAACCGCAGACUUCUCCUUUGAAGAACAGCAACGUUGGUAGUCAAGUGAAACCGAAACAGGGAACUGUUUUGUUGUCUCCGACGUCCCCUUUCGCGAACAAACCGUCGCAGAUAGUGAAGCCUCAGGUAUCCACAAAGAUUCCCGGUGCUCACCACCGGGAAGUGUUUCUAGAAACCAUAGAGACCACUUUUCCGGCGGACAUAACGCCGUCGAAGAUCGUCCAGCAGAAGAGGCCGACGAGUACGGUAAUUACCUCUCCCACCGCCUCUAAUCUAGAUGAUCCUUCGACGAAUUCAGGACUGACUACGUGGCCCUUAAAGAACAAAUUAAACGAAAGUAAAAGAGUGACAGAUCCUUCCAGAUCGCCUCAGCAGGAAGUUAAAUCGUUGACAAGUAAGGAGGAGAAAAGAAAUAGUGGUUCUAAUUCGAGCGUUUACCUCGACGAGGUCGCUCGUGAGGAGGAAAGACUGAUAAAUGCCCUGAAAACGGGCUCGGUGAUCACGGAGGAGCCCGUAGAACGAACGGUACCUCUGACUCGCCAGAAACCGGCGAUAAAGAGGGAGAAGCCGAAGGUGGAGCCUGUUAAACCGAUAAUUAUCGGUCACAAUCAUCACGCAAGCGGUCUGGUGACCACUUCUGGCGCAGUAGUGAACAGUGCCGCAUCUCCGACGCCUGGUAGCAACGCCAGUGCCACAUCGGAUACGAAAUCUCUAAGCAAGGAUGAUUUGUCAAACAUGUCAAUGGUGGAUUACGCAAAAGUCAGAUACAGAGCGGCUCAGCAAAAUCCUCCGACUCAACAGAGGCUGGAGGAGCAGAAAACAAACAACAAUUUCAAUUCUACGGAGCAGCUGGUGUCGACCACGAGGUCCAAGUUCGAAACGGAGAUACAAAAGGACAAGGAAGCUAACAAAGACGAGAAGGAUCCUGUUACGUCUAGAUGGGGUCCUAGAAUCAAUUCUCCUAGGCCGAGAAUCGAACAAGUGCCCCAUCCGGAAUUGACCACGCAACAGAAGCAGCAUAUAAGAGCUGCUGCCGCGACUGGCACCGGAAACAAUCCUAUUAGACCGUUUUUGACCAGAGGAUCCGUCGCGGAACGCGUUUUGAUCUUCGAGAAGUGUCCGAGCGAGCUGUUGCUUGACAAACGGGGGCCACGGCAACCGGCUAUCAACACUUGGAGAACUGGGCACGAUGUUCAAAACAAGGCUCAGACGUACGCGAAAGACAAGACACAGCAAAAGAGCUUGCCACCGCACACGACACUCCAGAGGCACGUGAAAGCGAACAGAAACGUUCACAUACCACGAUUUUACUUUCCCGGAGGGAAACCUCUGCCGUUGUCGCAAGUAGAGGCAACUAUCGCGAGGAUCACCGCUGCUUUCCAAACUCUUCCUGGUCAUCGUGCAUCUCGAGCCCAAUUUCACGCUAUCACCAAGGCAUGCGACUUGCCGCUCUAUUGGAAGGUGCCGCUUUUCCUUGCCGCCGGAGGAGAUCAGACCGGCUACGUUGAGAUGAACGCGUUCCUCGAGUUUUGGAAAGAACUGUCGAACACCUACCAUGACGCGGCAAGCAAGUUUAUCCGAAUCACAACCCGGGGCCAGAGGAACAAUAUACUACCAGAGGAUUUGAUCCCAUUGGUACAAGACGUAGUCGAGACUCAUCCCGGUUUAACUUUCCUCAAAGAAGCUACUGAGUUCCAUUCACGCUACGUACACACGGUGAUCGCCAGGAUAUUCUAUUGUGUGAAUCGAAGCUGGAGCGGAAGAAUUUCCGUCGCCGAACUGCGAAGAAGCAACCUUUUGUCGGUGAUAGCGAUCCUCGAACACGAGGAGGAUAUCAAUCAAGUGACUGCCUACUUCAGCUAUGAGCAUUUCUAUGUGAUCUACUGCAAAUUCUGGGAGCUUGAUCGAGAUCACGAUCUCUUCAUCGACAAAACGGAUCUCACAAAGCAUAAUGAUCACGCUCUUUCCAAGCGUAUGAUCGCGAGAAUAUUCAGCGGUGCAGUGACCAGGGGUGGCGUGAAAAGCGGAAACGGCGUUCAACAACCCCAGGAUAAAAUGAGUUACACGGAAUUCGUGUGGUUCUUGUUAAGCGAGGAGGACAAAAACCAUCCGACUGCUAUUGAAUAUUGGUUCAGAUGCAUGGAUCUCGAUGGCGAUGGAUAUUUGUCAAUGUACGAGCUGGAAUAUUUUUAUGAAGAACAAUUGCAUCGUAUGGAAGCGAUUGGACUGGAAACGUUACCCUUUGAGGAUUGCCUUUGUCAGAUGUUGGACAUGAUCAAACCAGCGACGCCGGGAAAGAUAUCUCUAAGCGACUUGAAGAAGUGCAAGAUGACCUCAAUCUUCUUCGACACGUUCUUCAACCUCGAGAAGUACCUGGAUCACGAGCAGAGAGAUCCCUUUGCAUCUGCUAGGGAGCAUGACCCCGAUGGUCACGAGCUGUCGGAUUGGGACCGAUUCGCGGCAGAGGAGUAUGAACUGUUGGUCACCGAAGAGAGCGGUAACGAACAGAAUGAGCAAAUGUCAAACGAUUCCAUGUCGGAAGACGUGUUUUCCCAACACCUGGAGGUUCUGGACGGUGAAUCCGUGGAUGUACUUCAGGGUAUAGAUACCGAAUACCAAGGAUACCCCGAGUUAUCUACGAACAGUCCAUUGGAUUUCAACUGUCAACAGUCGAGGUACCAAUAUUACGACAGUGGUGACAGCGACGAUUACGCUGAGAGCGAUAAUUGAACGGGAAUGGGAAAGCUGAACGUCAACCUCGGGAAGAGAAAGCAAAGGAAGGGGGAAAUUGACUUUUUCCUCGAAGCAAUUCAGUAGUCUAAACGCGUAGUUGUUUUCCAUAUAGUAGGAGUGUCGUGUAAUCUUUUUGUGAACAGCCGUAUAUUAUGGUGAAACGAUUCUCGACGAAACUGUGUAUACGAAUCCAUUCGGUGAUCUGGCAAGAAUCGUUUCUUUCAAGUACAAAGACAUCUGAGAACGAUUGAUUUUAACCUUCUACCUGGAUAGUAUAAUCGAACAAUGUUAAAACGUAUCAAUGAAACAGAACAGGAAGCUUUUUUAGAAGCUAGACAUAUUUAAUCGUUUGAGAUAAGAAAAUAAGAAGAGGGAAGUAUCGAGCGAUCCUCUUUGAAACGGAGAAGCUUCGAUAUCACCGAAUCGAUCCGUAACUAUGAAUAGUAGUCGAGAGGAAGAUUCAGGCAACGGCACGACGAUGUGUGAUAAGCAAGCGUCAUUGUUCAAUCUCUCUACGAUAUACAUAUUGUGUACUUCACGUUGUAAAUAGACAGCAAAUCACGGACCCUUAUUUUUACUUAACGCGAGAAAGUCACUUGAAAAAAAUGCAGGUCUUUCAAUUGCUGCAGCCAUUUAUAAGAAAGUCAACUGACAGUAGCUGUAGAAAUAUAAAACAAUUUAAUCAGUCGGUUCUCAAGCAAAUUCAUCCCGAUGAACUACAAUUUUUCUAGUUCGAAGGAUAUUAUUUUUUAGACGAGAACGGGAUGAAAUUCCGCGAAAAAACACACACCCUAGUUUCAGCCCGAGGCUGCAACAACUGGAAAUUGCACGUUAGAAGAAUCGACGUCGUUGGAUUUGCGAGUAAGAGGUGCUGUUACCCUAUAUAAUCGUCUUGUAAGCCAUAGUGUUACACUGUACGCAAAGUAUUGCACGCACGAGAACGUUCAAAGGAUCGAGCGAGAUCGUAACAGUAAGAUAUUCCUCUAAUUCGAUCCGGUAUAAUAUUCGUAAUGUGGGUGUGUCCUAUUCUUUUUCUGGAAAUCUCAGACUACGAUCUACGAUUGUUGUUUCUUUUCCACGUGUUUGCAGGCAUUUCUUGCAAAAUGAUGAAUACAAGCCAAAGAUGAGACGUGUUCUGUUAUCUUCAGCAUGAAGGUAGAAAGGAAAACGAAGAGACAGAGAAACUGUGUAAACGCAGAUGCUGCUCUAAAUGAUAGGAACAUCGUCCCCUUCAACCUAUAAGUGACAUUUGUUUCGAGGUUCAAAGGGAUUUAUUGGGAUCUCCCUUUACCAGUUGGACGUUGAGUGGAUGUAGCUUUUUUUAUAAACUAAGUUAAAGUUGCUUUAUAGUGUUCUCCUCGAAACGAUGCAUUCUGAAUAUCGAUUGUUUAUCUUCUUUCCAUACUUUUUUUUUUUUUUUUUUUUUUUAAUUACGUUAAUAAAGUGGCCCCGAGAGUUUAGAUACUUUUUAAAUGAUUGUUAAGGAAUUAUUGUGGUUUAAAGUAUGCAAAUCUCCGCUGACAGAUGCAAGGAGAUUCUAUUUUUAGAUUCCUUUUCGUUAGGAAAACACCAUGAAGAACGUAUAUAUGACGAUCAUUGAAGAGCGUGUAGUGAAAUUUUGUUGAAAGUGUCUACUGCCACAGCAAUGGAUUCUUAAACGCGGCUCGACUUAAUCUAAUUUACGACACUGGAGAACGGAAGUUGUACCCUCUUGUUUUUUAAACAUCUCUUAAAUACGUUUUAAUUGUUACUGUUAAAUUAAUUGCUCAUUAGAGAUUUUAUUUCUGCGUGAAUUCUACGACUUGUUGUUCCAUUAAAUGAUAAUUGUACGAGCGAUAUAUCGUUACGUUUGAUUGUGAAAGUACUCGAAGAGUACUCGUAUGUUCAGGGUACAAUUGAUUUACGAGAUCCGCUUGAGCCGCCAAGACUGCUGGAAUGUAUAUAUUAAUUUCGUUUCCGAAAUUUAAUUUUAACUGCGUAUACAUAUAUAAUAUUACUCUAGUCGAAAUGUGUGCUAUAAUUCACAUAACGAAGACCACGUGAGAUGGCGCGUUAAUUUAAAAUCUGUUUCGUGUUAUUUGUUAAUUAACAGAGUUGAAUUGCAAGCAACGUGAACGAGCGUUGAUGGAAAAUUCUUUGUCGUAAAGGAUGCUCGAGUACUGGACCAUAUUACAGAUAAUCACUUUCGAUAAUACAUCUUGGAAAUACUUCCAAAGAAUUUACCAAAAUAUAUCAUAAGUAAUUCGCAAUGGUAAUAAAGACAUAUCGAAAAUCUUUGAACGAUCAGACGUUUUAAAAUGAAAUAUUUAUAUUAGAAAGAAUUGUGAUCCUAUCGAUACUCCUGAAACACGGUUAUUGUUCUUGUUACUGUUACGUACCUGUGUUCGCUUGAUUACGUAAAUCGGUUCUUUUAAGAACCAUUCUUUAAAAUCGUUCAUUCAGAUUUCGUGUUUACCAGCUUCCGAUAUCACACGAUGGAAUCACACGUUCCUUUACGUCGUUGAAUUUUCACGAUUAACAGUAAAAGAGAAAUAAAGUGAUGUAGGUGUUCAAUAGAAAGACCUCUUACAGAAUCGAAUUCUUAAAUAUCGACGUAAUAUUUUUUAAGGAUAGCUAAUCUUUUAUUUGGCGAGUUAUCUAUUAACUUAAAAUAUUGUUAGAUAUUCUAUCAUUAAAAAAUGAAAAAGGAAAGAAUCUCUCCGAUAAGAAGAGGAGGAUAUUUAGCGCUUCCUAUUGACCAUUUGAAGAAAUGAAAAAGAUGAGGAAACGAUCAUCCAAAUAGGUCUCCCCAAAUAAGAGGUUGACGUUUAUCACGGAAGUUAUUUAAUUUCUUUAUUGCGUUUCCGCAUUCAGAGAACCGUUUUCACCGCGAGUGAUCGCUUUUGUUGACUGUCCAAAGAUGUAACUAUUAACACUUACAGUUGUAUCUUUUAUAUAGCUCGUUAUGAUUUUUUUUUACAAUAUAUAUAUAUAUGUAUGUAUAUGUAUAUAUAUGUGCAUAUCUCUUGGUAAAAAUUUCGUUGUGACAAUGUAGUGCGCAUCGAGUUUUCAUUAAACGAAAGUUAAGACACGUGGAAGAUGGGCGAGAACGUCCGGUUAUAUUAUUCGUCAUUGCAUUUGGCCAUGUUUUCGAUUGUUAUAUUUAUUCAUUAUUCUAUGAUAGGUUUAUCACUGUUCUAUAGAUCUGUUACGUGAUUUCUUAAAUCGAGCGUCGUCAUGCCACGAUUUCGUGUCUUUUUCGAAGAAAGGAAGGAAGACGAUUAUUAUUAUUAUUAUUUUCUUCUUUUUUUUCGAUGUGAAAUUCGAAUUUGUGGUUUAAUUUUGCACACGCGUGCUUAGACCGUCUCGAUAAAUAGACUCACGUUCACUAUUUACCUACAUUUUUAUUUAUAUAUUUUAUCUGUGCAUGAGUAGACAAUUAAGGUAAUUUUGCAAGUUAAUAAAAAUGAAUGGUAAAAACUA
Molecule: messenger RNA, 7822 nt
Organism: Bombus huntii
Lineage: Eukaryota; Metazoa; Arthropoda; Insecta; Hymenoptera; Apidae
Exons: 12
Coding region: 710-4357 (1215 amino acids)
Biological process (GO): protein dephosphorylation
Cellular component (GO): protein phosphatase type 2A complex
Molecular function (GO): protein phosphatase regulator activity; calcium ion binding
Source: RefSeq, a predicted model, not a curated record